Messenger RNA from Candidula unifasciata, 402 nucleotides. Lineage: Eukaryota; Metazoa; Mollusca; Gastropoda; Stylommatophora; Geomitridae. The record is from the annotation of a GenBank genome assembly.
GGCUGGGGUUGUGGCUACCGAACACUACAGACCAUCUGUUCUUGGGUCAGGCACCAUAAUCUGUCAUCAGCUGCUGCAUCAGGCUCACAUCAGAACAGUUCGGUUGCAAGCAUUUUCCAGAUUCAAGAAGCACUUGUGGAAAUGGGAGAUAAACCCUCAUCAUUUGUACACUCCAGACAGUGGAUUGGCAGCUUUGAAGUAUGUCUGGCUUUAGAUCACUUCUAUGAUGUUCCCUGUAAAAUUCUCCACAUCGACAAGGGGGUGAAUAUAAGUCAGUUCAUGCCUGAACUAUGUGAACAUUUCAAAACUGUAGGAUCACCUGUGAUGAUGGGUGGGGAGUCAGACAACUCAUCCAAGGGAAUUAUGGGAGCCAGAAUGAGUGACCCAGCUCUGCUUGUUGUG